GUAUAAAAAAAAACUGAAAUUUACUGUCAAAAUCAUAUGAUCAGCGAGAAAAGUUCAAAACAAACAUUGAGGAAAAAUUGUUAAACAUGUAUUAAUAAACAAAUCAAAUGACUUGAAAUGCUAAAGGAACAACAAUGUGGAUCUUCGGCUACGGAUCUCUAGUUUGGAAAGUUGACUUUGCUUACGAGUGCAAAGUUGUAGGUUAUAUUUCAGGUUACCUCAGAAGAUUUUAUCAGCAUAGUAUCGACCACAGAGGCGUUCCUGAGAAACCUGGUCGAGUAGUUACAUUGAUAAAAAGUGACGAUCCAAACAGCAAAGUAUGGGGGGUGGCAUACAAAAUCCGUACCGAAGAUAUAGAUCAAGUUACGAAGCACUUGGACUACAGAGAAAAGAAUGGAUAUUCGAAGAAGACAGUUACAUUCCAUCCCAAGGAUAAGAGCAUAGAACCGUUUAGUUUGACCCUGUACAUAGCAACAGAGGAGAAUGAAUCUUAUGCAGGAGCAGCAUCAGUGGAAGACAUAGCAAAACAAGUAGUCAACUGCCAAGGGCCAAGUGGGCCCAACAAGGAAUAUGUAUACAACUUGGCUAAAGCAAUGCGACAGCUAGCACCUGAUGUAUACGAUGAACACCUCUUCGCUCUGGAAACUUCUUUGCGUCAAAUUGAUCCAGAUGUUAAACGAAAUUGAUGAAAUAAGUAGAUAGCUUAAUUUUAUGCAAUAGGGUCCAAAAUGGCAAAUUAGUAAGAUUUUUACUUGAACUUUUACUUGUACAGAUGUCAGCACAUCUGUCUAUACAUUUUUAUGGCAAAAGCGCACCUAUAACAAUGGCAUAAGAUGCUACAGUUUAUAAGUUGAGCUACUUCUAGUGGCGCCAUCUGCCACGACAUUGGCGACUUCAAAACUUUUUGAUAAAUCGUUUUAUCACUGCGUGGCGCCCUGCGCGCUUCAGCGGGACAGUCCAUCCCCAAAAAAAAAAAAUACGAGAGAGAAACUGACUGUCUGUUUGUUUGUUAAAAAAAAAAAUACGACGAAUUGCUUUUAAAAAUUUACUGUUGCUAAAAUUUAGACAAACUUCUAAGCACCAGACAAUUUGGAUGAUAUAAAUAAAUAAGAGAGUCAUCCAUGCGCGUCAUGCUAGCAGUAUUAUUUAAAAAGAAGGCCAUCCUGCUUAAUAAUGCAUAAGUAAAUUAGCAGAUAUUUAAUAUUAAUAAAGCAACAGCUUUACACAAAUAGACUGAUGGCAUUCGGAACAAAACAUGUUUUGUUUAAUGCAAAACUAAACAAACAUACAAUAAAUUCCUUGUAGAUAUAACAUAUUUUUAGUUCAAGCAUAUGACUAAGCUCCUAUCUGAAUGUCAACCGUAAGUAGGCAACAUGUUUGUUUGCAGACACACUAACCUACUUGCGCCCAUUUAAAUGUUGCGAAUUAUUGAUUAAAAUUGUAAAUUGUAUUGACGUCAAUGACCCCUACCUACUUGUAUAAAAUCUCUAUAAUACAAGCUGCAACGCCUGCAACUAUGCUCUUUGUCUUUUUUGACCUUGGCCUUCUAAAUCGCGCAUUUUUAGGUGAAACUCGCCUAAUCCAUUAAACGUUAAUUGAUUUAAAUAAA
Molecule: messenger RNA, 1609 nt
Organism: Ostrinia furnacalis (Asian corn borer)
Lineage: Eukaryota; Metazoa; Arthropoda; Insecta; Lepidoptera; Crambidae
Product: putative glutathione-specific gamma-glutamylcyclotransferase 2
Exons: 3
Coding region: 135-686 (183 amino acids)
Biological process (GO): glutathione catabolic process
Cellular component (GO): cytoplasm
Molecular function (GO): glutathione specific gamma-glutamylcyclotransferase activity
Source: RefSeq, a predicted model, not a curated record